AAGGCGAGGGCAGAUCCUAUGAAGAAACAGUGAGGGGAGGCGUAAGAAAGUUCUGAUCUGCUCAGUGUACAUGCCAGCGUAUGAAAUAGAGUUACAGCUGAGUUUCCAGGCAGCACUUCAUGGGAGCAGUGGAUCUUAUUCGACUUUACCUGCGCUUCACAUGCAGCUGAUCUGCUCUGCAAACUGGAAAAACGCACUGACACUUCUGACAGGCUUUUUUGUCCCUGUUCAGUGUCUAAACCUCAACUUGUCAAAUCCACACAGCAGGUGUCAACAUGCUGGAGCAGGUUCUGUCGUUCAGCCGCUCCCUGGUGCGCAGGAAAGUGGUUGACAUGAACAACCUGGAGGACUCCAAGUUGUGCCGCUGCCUAGGAACCGUCGACCUCAUCGCCCUGGGAGUUGGCAGCACUCUGGGCGCCGGUGUCUACAUCCUGGCCGGAGAGGUGGCCAAAGGCGACUCUGGCCCCAGUAUAGUGAUCUCCUUCCUAAUCGCUGCAUUAGCGUCCGUUAUGGCCGGUCUGUGUUACGCUGAGUUCGGUGCGCGCGUCCCCAAAACCGGCUCUGCUUACCUUUAUAGCUACGUGACUGUUGGAGAGAUCUGGGCCUUCAUCACUGGGUGGAACCUCAUCCUCUCCUAUGUGAUUGGUACCUCCUCAGUUGCCAGGGCUUGGAGUGGCACAUUUGAUGACAUGAUAGGAGGCCACAUCGAGGUUUUCUGUAAGACGUACUUCAGCAUGAACUCUCCUGGUCUGGCUCAGUACCCGGACUUCUUUGCCGUCUGCCUGAUACUGCUGCUUUCUGGACUCCUGUCGUUUGGGGUGAAGGAGUCAGCCUGGGUCAAUAAAGUCUUCACUUCAGUCAACGUGCUUGUACUGUUGUUCGUCAUAAUUUCUGGUUUUGUCAAAGGAGAUUCGGCGAACUGGAAGAUAUCUGAAGAAUCCCUCAUAAAUGUCACCAUAGUUAAACGGAACUUGUCGGUAACGACCAAUGUGACCAGUGAUUAUGGAGUAGGAGGAUUUAUGCCUUUCGGGUUCAGUGGGACCUUAGCUGGAGCUGCCACCUGCUUUUACGCUUUUGUCGGAUUUGACUGCAUUGCAACCACAGGCGAGGAGGUGAGGAACCCUCAGAAAGCCAUUCCCAUCGGCAUCGUGGUGUCGCUGACCGUGUGUUUCCUGGCGUACUUCGGUGUGUCGGCUGCGCUCACACUGAUGAUGCCUUACUACCUGCUGGACGAGAAGAGCCCUCUGCCCAUGGCUUUUGAGUAUGUGGGCUGGGGCCCUGCCAAAUAUGUGGUCGCUGCAGGUUCACUGUGUGCCCUCUCCACCAGUCUGCUGGGCUCCAUUUUCCCCAUGCCUCGUGUAAUCUAUGCUAUGGCACAGGAUGGUGUGCUUUUCAAAGUCUUAGCCCGAAUCAAUCCUAAGACGAAGACCCCACUUAUUGCCACUAUGACCUCCGGUGUAGUAGCAGGUGAGAGAUGGGGAGCAACCAAAGAGAUUCCUCCUGCUAAUCUUUCUCCACCAAUCAACUGUGAAAGACAAAAGCAAAGAUGCAAAUAAUAAUUUGGUUACAGAAAUUGACCCACCCUUUAUCAGUCCUUUUUCAAAUGAUCCAGUUAUUCUGAAGUUUUCCCUCGAUAUCUACAUGUUGUUCUUUCACGGUUGUGCAGGUGUCAUGUUUUUUUUUUCCCAGAAUGCCCUCUACUUAACCAUGAACCCUCUUC
Notothenia coriiceps (black rockcod) is the source of this 1720-nucleotide messenger RNA. Its product is annotated as cationic amino acid transporter 2-like. The transcript is spliced from 7 exons. Gene Ontology annotation, molecular function: L-arginine transmembrane transporter activity; L-lysine transmembrane transporter activity; L-ornithine transmembrane transporter activity. Gene Ontology annotation, biological process: L-arginine import across plasma membrane; L-ornithine transmembrane transport. The record is from RefSeq and is a predicted model, not a curated record. NCBI's taxonomy places the organism in Eukaryota, Metazoa, Chordata, Actinopteri, Perciformes, Nototheniidae. Bases 276 to 1556 code for a protein of 426 amino acids. Gene Ontology annotation, cellular component: plasma membrane.